UCCAAGCCCCCGGCUGGUUUUCGUCUGCGAAGGCAAAGCGUGUCUCGUGAGGACUAUUUUGGGUCUUGCCGCAGCAGCAGCAUCAGCAGUAUCAGCAUCAGUGGUGCAUCCAGAGACGCCGGAGCCGCGAUGAGGGAAAGGAGAGCUGCUCAGCCAGCGGUGGCCAGAUGCAAGCUGGUCCUCGUCGGGGAUGUGCACUGUGGGAAGACUGCCAUGUUGCAAGUGUUGGCGAAGGACUGCUAUCCGGAGACCUACGUUCCCACAGUUUUUGAGAACUACACGGCAUGCCUAGAGACAGAAGAACAGCGGGUGGAGCUCAGUCUCUGGGAUACAUCUGGAUCUCCCUACUACGACAAUGUGCGCCCUCUGUGUUACAGUGACUCAGAUGCUGUCCUGCUGUGCUUCGAUGUCAGCCGCCCUGAGACCAUGGACAGUGCUCUGAAGAAGUGGAAGACAGAAAUUUUGGAUUACUGCCCAACCACCCGUGUGUUGCUGAUUGGUUGCAAGACAGACCUUCGUACUGACCUCAGCACCCUGAUGGAACUGACCCAUCAGAAGCAAGCCCCUGUCUCUUAUGAACAGGGCUGUGCCGUGGCCAAGCAGCUUGGAGCAGAGACCUAUUUGGAGUGCUCAGCGUUCACAUCGGAGAAGAGCGUGCACAGCAUCUUCCGGACAGCAGCGUCUAUCUGCCUCAGCAAGGCUGGCCCCCAACCUCCCAAGAGCCCAGCUCGAAGCUUUCCCAAGAGACUGCUCCGCUUACCUAGCCGAUCCGAGCUCAUCUCUUCCACUUUCAAGAAGGAAAAAGCGAAAAGUUGCUCCGUCAUGUGAAGGGCCAACCGCUUUAGGAGCCGAGGGUAGUGGUGGUGGUAGAGCAGCUGAGGACUUUGGGCCUUCUGGUUGACCCUUCUGGGGUGGGCAGGGGGGCUGCCUGGUUCCCAUGGGGCAGGUCUGGAGAAUCCAGAAAUAUCUAAUUCCCCACCACCACCACCACCAUUCCAACUUCAGCAGGCCUGUCCAUCCUUUACACAUUGCAAAUGCUUCCCCACCAUGCAGCUGCAGUGAGUGCUUCCAGAUAGACAUGAGGAGGAAAUCAGAGUUUGGCUGGACAGUGAGGAUGAAGACUGGCCCAAGACAUGGCCUGCUGUGGAAGGCCCUUGAGGGCUGGCGGUGUACCAUCUUGGACAGUAGUGGCUCCAGUGGCUGUUCCACGUUUGAGGGUUUCAAAAGUAUCCUCCCCCUUCUGACACACAGUUAAUAAUCUCCCAUUGGCCCCGGUUCCCUUCUCCAUCGGCUGCUUGUCCCAUUUGCCUGUCUGAAGCAGGCUUAUUGCAGAUACCUCUCCCUUCCCCUCCCUUUGGGUACCCUCCCCUUCAUCUCCUCUAGAGUAGAGGAGUCUGUGUGUCCUCUUCUUCCUUAGGAGAUGAUGGGGUGGUGGUGGGAGGAGGGUGUGACUGUUUUAUAGAUAUUGUCUCUUUGUGUGUGGAAGAAAUGUGGGGGAGGGAAAGGGAGGGAAAAUCUUAAAUGUUCAGUGUUAUUAAAAGAAAACCUUAUUUAUUAAUGAAAAAUAUAAUGCAGAUUAACAGCCUGUUCAA
Messenger RNA from Sphaerodactylus townsendi, 1592 nucleotides. RefSeq names its product Rho family GTPase 1 (gene RND1). Gene Ontology annotation, biological process: small GTPase-mediated signal transduction. The transcript is spliced from 5 exons. NCBI's taxonomy places the organism in Eukaryota, Metazoa, Chordata, Lepidosauria, Squamata, Sphaerodactylidae. The record is from RefSeq and is a predicted model, not a curated record. The coding region runs from base 130 to 828 and encodes 232 amino acids. Gene Ontology annotation, molecular function: GTPase activity; GTP binding.